AAAUCCUGUUGAUACUAAUUAAUACAUUUUUAUUUUGGAGUUACUUUUAAAUUUACGGUCAACUAUAAAUAACCAAAUCCACUUUGAACAAGUUUCUUUCGAAAGUGUAUUGCAUUUGCAAGCAUUCAAUUAUGACCACUUUCAAUAUUCUUUUACAACAAUCACGCUUUUCUAGAGUUUUUAAAAUGUCAAUCCCUUAAUCGCGUUUGGAUAGUGUGUCAUCCUGGACUCAAGUAUUUUCCUUAGAUCAAACCUAAACAAUUGACAUUGAAAGAUAUCUUGAAACAAUAUGUUAACCAAGUUAGUUUCGAGUGGAAACCGCUGUAGUGUUUAUAUGUGACGGACAUCGCGCCCAUCAUAAACAUAAACAUGUGCAAAACAUUUCAAAUGAAACCCAAAAUCAGUUCUUCGAAAAUUGCCAGCCAAAUUAAAGGAUCGACAUGGACAUAUAAACAGACAAAUGGGCCGCAAAUUGACCUGUCAGCGGCCAUUUAGUGAAAAAUACCUAGCCCGUCGCGAUCUACCUGUUCGGCUGGUCUGCACUUUGUCCUGUUUAUUUAUUUGCUGUAUGUGUGUCAACAUACACGAUCACGCACCUGAUUAUCACCUGCACGGCCGACCGGAGGGGAAUCCUUCGUCCUUCAGAAGAAGCGGAGCACCUUGCACGUGACUGGAACGGGGCAUGUUAAAGGACGCCAACCAGGAGUUGAUUAAACGUCGCCAACUGACGACGCUCCCCAUGACCGACUUCGCUCGUCAGGUGGCGCCCGCACAGCUGCCUCUGCCGCUCCAAUUGCCGCUGCCUCUGUCUAUGCCGCUACCGCUUUUGGCGAAGACUCCGACUACCGAUCACGCCCCCAUGCACUCCACGCCCCCAACGACGCCGCCCACGCCGCCGCCUCUGCCCUUGAACAUGAGUCAGGCGGCAACGGCAGCCACAGAAGCAGCGACUCCUUCGGGGCACAGUCCACCAGCCACUCCCCCCUCAGGGGGGGCACCAGGUGCGGGCUCGGCCCCACAGGAUCACUACAGCCUGCGCUGGAACAAUCACCAGAACCACAUCCUGCGAGCCUUCGACGCACUGCUGCAGACCAAAACGCUGGUGGACGUGACUCUGGUCUGUGCGGAGACCUCGAUCCGGGCCCACAAAAUGGUGCUCUCCGCCUGCUCGCCCUUCUUCCAGCGCGUCUUUGCGGAGACGCCCUGCAAGCAUCCGGUCAUCGUCCUCAAGGAUUUCCGGGGCUGGGUGGUGCAGGCCAUCGUGGACUUUAUGUACCGCGGAGAGAUCAGCGUCCCGCAGCAGCGCCUCCAGACCCUCAUCCAGGCCGGAGAGUCGCUUCAAGUGCGGGGCCUGGUUGAGAGCUCCGUGCCGGAGCACACGCCCACGCCAGCCGCCUCGCCCGAUGACUUUGGGAUGAUGGACGCAUCGAUGCUCUCCUCCAGCUUCGAGGACGAGUCGCCCUCGAUGGUCCGACCGUCUGCGGCCGGGAAGCUGAUGAUGCCCUCCGCCCGCCUGUUCGGCAACCCUUCGAACUCGAUGGCUGCCCUCAGCCUGCGACGCAAGAGGGAGCCGGACUGCGACCGCGAAUUGGAGAGCGACCAGGAGCUAGGCGGGAGUUCGCCUAUGCCUCGACGCAAGCAAGCCCGCCCACGCCGUCGAUCCGGCGACGUGCCCCACGACUUUGCCCUGAACAAGACCGACACUGAAUCCUUGCAAACUGUCAUCAAGCACGAACUGCUCGAGCGAGCGGAGAGGGAUCACGACGAGGAUCAUGACCAGGAUCACGCCCAGAGUGAAGCUGACAAAAAUGAUUCUUCGCUAGCGGAAACGUCGAUGGACCAGGCCAAGGAGAAGCAGUCGCUAAAGCCAGAAGCACCCGAUCAACCCCUGAACCUCAACGAGAGCCACCAUCAUCUCGAGCUGGACGACGAGGACGAUGACGAUCAGGAUCGCGAGGAGGACGAAGAGGAGCAAGACAUCGAAGAGCUUAUUCACACGACCAACGAGCUGAGGCGGCAGGCGGCCGCAGCCGCUGCCAAUGCGGCCGCCAUGUCGCCCACUCCCUCGCCCUGCCCCAGCGACGGGCCCGAGGACCUCUGCACCACCAAGAAGGCCAAGGACGGAAACACCAGUGCCACCCACUCGUCCGACUGUGAGUCCAACAAUAACAACAGCAGCAAGCUGCAGGACAACAACCAGCGCAUAAUGCUGUCCCUGAAGGACAUCCGCCAACUGAACGCCAACCCGAACCCCACAGCCAUCCACACGCCCACCAGCUGCUCUGGCGGCAACGGACUACUCAGCUUUCCACCGCCAGGACUUCGGCCACCAGGACUCCCGGAUAGCCCACCCUGCCACAUGGAAGCGCUGGAGGCGCAGAUGCACGCUGCCGCGGCUGCGGCCGUGGCUGCAGCUGGAGCCGGGGAGCAUCCCUUCCACCACAUGGAGCACCAGAUGGAGAUGUCCUUGGCGGCCGCAGCGGCUGCGGCUGCUAUGCACCAGCGGGAGCCAAGGGAUCCCCGGGACCCGCGCGACCACAACGCGUUUGCCAGCAACCUGCUGGGGCCAAUGGGGAUGCCCCCCUUCGGAGGACAUAACGGAGGUCAUCCGGGCAACAGUGGCCCAGGAAACGGAUGUCCCGGACAGGCUGCGCACGAGCGGCUCGAGGAGAGUAUGAAUCGACUGAGCAAGGAGCUCGGCAAAGAGUUCGGCAAGGACUUUGGCAAGGAGUUUGGGAAGGAGUUCGCCCCAGCGUCGCCUAUGAGUUUGCCGGGACACUUCAAUGCACCGGAUGGACCUCCGCAUCCGCCGUCGCCACUGCCCUUUCCUGGCAUGUCCUCUGCGAUGACGCUGACGCCGCCGCACAUGUUUGGUCUGGACUCCCCACUCGGACUCUUUCCACCCGGAAUGGAUCCUGGCAAGCUUUACAACCCACUGAUGGAAAUGAGCGAUCCAAGGGACAUGCCUGGCGGGCCGCCUCCAUUUCUUAAAAAGAAAAUGCCACGACCAAAGGGACAACACUCGGCGCCUCGCGGCGGUCCUCCUCGGUCCUGGACCAACACUGAACUUACGGAGGCACUGCAGCACGUGUGGAACAAGAAGAUGACCACGUCGCAGGCCUCGCGCAUCUUCGGCAUCCCCUACAACUCCCUCCUCAUGUACGUGCGGGGCAAGUACGGAAAGAGCUUGAAGCUGGAGCAGCUGCGCAAGGACUGCAUCAGCGGACCACCAAUCGAGAUGCUGCAGAUGGGCAUCGGCGGAGGCAACGGGGGCGGCAGCGGCUCCAACAAGAGCGAAAAGAGCAAGGAGCGCAAGGAGAAGGAGAAGGACAAGAACUCCGGCAGCAACAACGGCUCAGGUGGCUCGUCGAAUGCCCAAGGUGGCGGUCCGUCGUCUGGAAACGGAUCAUCAAUGCCGCAUCCCGGUGAACUGGGCCCCUUGGGACCGCUGGACUUGGAGCUGGGUCUUCCCUUGGGUCCUCCUGGCGGACCCCGCAGUGGCAGUUCCGAGCCGGACCUGCUGAGUGGCCCUAACUCCCUCUUCAAUCCCUUUAACCCGCAAGGCUUCUACCCGGACUUCGCCGGCGGCUUUCCCGGUCUCCCCUUGAGUAUGCUGAACCUGCUGCCGCCGGCUGAGCGCCACCAUGCAGCGGCUGCCAUGCACCACCUGGGCGUGACCAUGGACGAGGACUGCAAGUCCGUGGGAUCAAAGCAGUCCUCCUCGAUGGACGACGACUUCGCGGGUCCAGGGAUGCCACUUUCGCUGGAGCAGCGUCGGGAGAUGAGCGCGACGGGCCCACCACUGACACAGUCGAACGGCGGAGCAGGGCAGGAUUGAAACUUGUGGCGGGAUUGGGCAACCGGGGCUGCCAACGCCAAUCCAAUGUACUUCCCUGCUUUCGAGCUGGACCAGGAGCAGAACCCGACUCCACAGUCCCUGCCUCCGCGACCCACCUUGCACUACAUGGCCUGCCGUGAGCUCAGCUUCAAGCCCGACCUGUUCAUGGCCAGGCGCAAGCUGAAGCGCUUCCGGGCCAAGCGGCAGCUCCAGGCGCAGAUGGAAACGCCGACAGCAGCCGUUCCUGCUCCCUGUCCCGUCAGCCACGCGCUGCCACCGCUGAGGACUUGAAUGUGAACCCGAAUGCAAUAUGUCUACUAUUAGUUGAUUCUUUUUUUUCGUUUAGUGGCCCUGAAGGACAAUAUUUGAUUUAUGAGGAUUACGUUUCCUUUUGUUUAUGAUAAGAAAUUGUGUAUAUUUUGCUGGUGCUUUUAGUUCCUAUUCCCAAUUAUAUUUUGAUAUUUUACAAUUAAUUUUAGUUAAGUAACUGAAUAUGGCAAAGCUUACAAAGCGUUUGAGGCAAUACAUGAAACAUAAAUAUUACUCCCUGUAUUAUUAUAUAAUUUAAGUAUGGAAAGGAAUAUAAUCAAAAUGAGAGAGAAGCUUAGGAGGAGAAAAAGUGUAUAUAUGCGGAAAUCCAAACCAACAAACAGCAUUAUCCAGCAUGAGGCUGGGCAGCGAUUGGGAGAUAGAUGUAAAGCAACCACACUGCAAUUAGUAGUAUCGACGGAUACAUAGACGAUGACUGUACCAAAAUUUUUAAUGUUAUUUUAUAAAAGAAGAUCGAAAAGAAAAUUAGUUGUAGAAUUAAGUGUUCUCGUAGGCAAUUCAUAUUUGUAUAGAAAACAUCAGCACUAGUACUCCACACUCAUAGUUGUGCACAUUCCCCUCACCAAACAUGCACAUCCUAGGUAUUCGUAGUCGCCGCUUUGUAAAUCUCAGCCAACCUCAUGGAAUCCUGAAGAUCUAUCCGUUUUGUAAUCUUAUUUGUAAAGAAAGCAACAACAAACCGAUAAGACAGUGACCCAUUCCCGCGCAUAGUGUUAAUAAUUUAUAAGCUCAAAUAAAAUAUUUUAAUAUUAAAUAUUACACCAGAUGCGUAUGUAAGUAAAAUAAAACUAAAGUAUAUGCAUUACAAUAAAUAGUAAAAGUUAUUAAA
Messenger RNA from Drosophila subpulchrella, 4997 nucleotides. It is a transcript of the gene lov, whose product is annotated as protein jim lovell. Gene Ontology annotation, molecular function: protein binding; DNA binding. Gene Ontology annotation, biological process: regulation of transcription by RNA polymerase II. The transcript has 4 exons. Lineage: Eukaryota; Metazoa; Arthropoda; Insecta; Diptera; Drosophilidae. Gene Ontology annotation, cellular component: nucleus. The record is from RefSeq and is a predicted model, not a curated record. Bases 683 to 3838 code for a protein of 1051 amino acids.